UGCUUGCCACAAACUGUUGGAACAGCUGUUGCACUCCCAUCUUUUUCAGAGGCGAAGAACAGUUCCUCCCUUCUCGCGUCCGAAGUCUGAAUCUGAGAACAGGAAUGGAUCCUCCGUUUAAGCCUAGUUUUCCAGAAAAUUUGAUGCACAAAAACCGGUUACAUGAAUAUGCACAAAAAUCAGCUAUCCCACUUCCUGUUUAUAGCUCUGUUAAUGAGGGAGCUCCGCAUGCACCAAAGUUCAGGUCUACAGUUUUGAUUGAUGGAGAAACUUAUACAUCAUUUAGGACAUUCUCAAAUCGCAAAGCUGCAGAGCAUGAUGUUGCAAAAGUUGCAUAUGAGCAUAUACAGAAAAAAAUUAAAGAAAGUUGUCCUAUAAUUCUUGAGGAUCUGGAUUCAAAGAGGACAAUUGGGAGUGGUCGUGAAGUGAAUGGGAUCUACCUCUUGGAUGCUCUUCCUCUUCACCAAAGUCAUAAUGUUUGUAGGGACAGUGAGUAAAAAUCUGUGGAUCAG
Molecule: messenger RNA, 512 nt
Organism: Nelumbo nucifera (sacred lotus)
Lineage: Eukaryota; Viridiplantae; Streptophyta; Magnoliopsida; Proteales; Nelumbonaceae
Source: RefSeq, a predicted model, not a curated record